AUGGAACGAACAAAAGAAGCUAUUGAUGAAAAUACUAUUGAGAGAGUCAUCAACAGUCAUGAAGAAGAAAAUUAUAACGAAAAGAGUGUGGCCCAUUCAAGGAACAUAUCAGGAUUCGGGCUGAAAGAAAACGAUGAAAUGGGUAGUAGAGAGUUCAAAGUUGACAAUAACGUGUGCCUUAAGACUGCAGUUGACCAGGAUUUAAUGAAUUGAGAUUUAGCGAAAGCUGAAAGGAAGGAAAUGACUUCAUCAGAACAUACAAGUUCAGAUUCUAAGUAAAUAUGUUCCAUGAACAGAUAAUCCUUGGAAUUUUAAGAGGUACGAAUUUUAUGAAGGAAAGAGCAAAUUCUGGUGCAAAGGACUCUUUAUGACAGGACCAAGACCUCUUGCAAUAUUGAUGACACUUUGUUUUACAAAUUUGUCUCCUGCUAUUUAUUAUAUCUUCGUAGUUCCAAGGAUUGAUGAUCUAUUUUCGUUACUGGGUACUAUACUUGUGUCUGUCAUUUUACACCUUGUAUGGCUUUAUUACAUGCUUAAGACUGCUACUUCUAACCCAGGUAUUAUUCAUAAGAUGGAACAGCAUACUAGUCAUGUGUGUACAAUUACUGAGCUCAGACCUCAGACUUAUAAGUUCAGAAUGAGGUAUAUGAGCUCAUUAAUAAAACAAUAUCACUGCCAUGUGUGAGUCCUUGUAGCGCCUCCUCGGACUCAUCACUGACAUUAUUGUGGAAACUGUGUUGAGCUCUUUGAUCAUCACUGCCCUUGGUUGAGUUGUUGUGUAGGUAAACGGAACUACACCUACUUCUUGGUCUUUAUAUCCACUCUUUCGACCAUGUUUAUUUUUAGCCUGGCUGUAAGUGUACUAGUGAUGCUAAAUUCUGGAGAUUUUUCUGAGAAUAUUCCAUGCAUAAUAGUGAUAAUCUACAAUAUCUUAGUGGGAGCUUUUCCAGUUGGCCUGACCAUCUACCACUACUUCUUAGUAACUAGUGGAGAAACCACUUACGAGAAUCUGAAGAGACUAUAUAAGAAAGAGCAGAGUCCGUUUAAGAAGAGUCUGAUCCAUAAUCUAAGAACCAGACUAUGAAACACCAUGAGUCCCAAUGAUAUGAGAGAGAAGUAUAACAUGUUUGACCACAAAAUGUUACAGAAGACGCCAGCAAUGAUGGCUCUUGAGAGACUUCGGAAGAUGAACCGUUAUAAAAUAACUACAGACAAGGACAAAGACACUAUCAGGCAGAUAGAUGAGGAGGAAGAGACUCCGAAUAAUUCUGAAUCUAAAUAAGCUCUAUUUUCAUAUAAGAUGCUGACAUAUUUAAGCCUUUCUGUUU
This is a messenger RNA of Moneuplotes crassus, 1328 nucleotides long. The record is from the annotation of a GenBank genome assembly. Lineage: Eukaryota; Ciliophora; Spirotrichea; Euplotida; Euplotidae.